Nannizzia gypsea CBS 118893 is the source of this 366-nucleotide messenger RNA. RefSeq lists its product as hypothetical. Lineage: Eukaryota; Fungi; Ascomycota; Eurotiomycetes; Onygenales; Arthrodermataceae. The record is from RefSeq and is a predicted model, not a curated record. The transcript has a single exon. The coding region runs from base 1 to 366 and encodes 121 amino acids.
AUGAAGGCACCUCGACUGGGACCCGAGUGCACGAUUGUCGGUACUGAUGUAGCUGUCGACACUGUUUCAGUGGCCGGUAUAAGCGGAGAACUGCUGGUUGGUGUUGGCGACGCCGAUGUGGAUGUCGUGGACGUCGUUGACUUCGGGGAUAUUAUAGUAGAUGUAGUAAUAGUCCUUGAAGAAGUCGUUCUCGUCGCUAUAGUGGUGGUAGUGCUGGACGAGGUAGUCCGAGAAGAAGUCGAAGUUGAUUCUUCCGGCGUCCGCGCGCUGCUGGUCGUAGACGACGAUGACUUCGUCACCUCAUCACCAUCAUUAUCCGGGCAUAUACCAGUAUUGCAAGGGUCUACCGAACAGCAUCCUCGAUAG